Xenopus tropicalis (tropical clawed frog) is the source of this 2752-nucleotide messenger RNA. RefSeq names its product serine/threonine-protein kinase mig-15-like. The transcript has 12 exons. NCBI's taxonomy places the organism in Eukaryota, Metazoa, Chordata, Amphibia, Anura, Pipidae. Gene Ontology annotation, molecular function: transferase activity; ATP binding; protein serine/threonine kinase activity. The record is from RefSeq and is a predicted model, not a curated record. The coding region runs from base 1417 to 2157 and encodes 246 amino acids.
GUUAAUAACCUCUCUCUUCUCUUUAAGAAUGAAGAAUCUUUGGAAAGUGGUGGAAAUGUAAGUAGAAGAGCUUGACUUAACAAUUACACCUUGGGUAAAAGGGGUGGCUUGAAUAGCAUAUCAUUGCAACCCAAUAUUUGCAUUUUGCCAAUACUCACUGUGCUUUUCUGCUAAUGCCUCAACAGGUAUUUUACUCACUUAAGAUUGGAGCAUCACCAAGAUCAGAGCCUCCACACACUGAUAAUGUAAGUCUGACGGCGUGUUAUGAUUAUUGCAAUACUGGAAUCCUAUUGGGUAUUUUUAGAUUUGGUGUUAACCAUUUCUUCUCCAAAAUGUUAGAAUAAAACUAUAGGGUUCACUAAUGCUUUUGUAUUACUUGCUGCAUGCAGCCAGCCAUUAGUACCCAGCCCAAUAAAGCCUUUAAUGAGAAAGGGACUGCCAUGCAUAAAGCUGAUAAUAUUUCUCUUUUACUUUUAGGAUGGAGAAGAUUUGGAAUUUUUAACAGCUAAAAGUGUAAGUAGAAGAGGGUAACACAAACAUAAUGCAUAAUAAUGUCACACCUUGCUUUAUUACACAAGACUUGCUUAUCUUGAUUUAAUUGGAUUUUAGGGUUCCGUACUAUUUUAUUGGGGGGGUGGCAAAGCCAUAAUAUAAUACCUUUGGAAAAGUAUGGAGUAUCCGAAGCCUAAAACAGGAUGACUCUCUAUUAUUUUAUGGGCUCAGACAAAAAAAGUUUUGUAUAGUACAUAUAUAUUUAAUUUACACCUUUAUAUUUACAACACCUUUUCUGAUCCCUUAAGGCUGAAAAUCCUCCAGAGCAAGAGGCACUGCCUCCAGUUGCUGACUAUGUAAGUACUUCAACCCUCUAGCACCCAACACGGUGCCAUGACAUGUUACAAAUUCAUAUGGAUCUUUCAAAGGAAGGUUUAUAUAGUACAUAUAUAUUUAAUUUACACCUUUAUAUUUACAACACCUUUUCUGAUCCCUUUAGGCUGAAAAUCCUCCAAAGCAAGAAGCACUGCCUCCAGUUGCUUACUAUGUAAGUACUCCAACCCUCUAGCUUGUGUAUACAGCCAAGUCAAUGUCCUGUCCAAAAUCACCCAGGUUUCCAUUUUCCUGCAUUAUGAUUGGAUAACUGAUAUUAUCAAAUUAGCACAAUUUGGCAUAACCCUGCAUGUUAUUCAAAAAUUAUGAUGUUGUUUCUUGCUUUCCUUUUAGAAUGAACAGCCAACAGGAAUUCCAGUGGUUUAUAAUAAUCCAGCAGUAGAUUUUUAUGACUGGAACAAAAUUGGACGAGGAGGAUUUGGAACUGUGUUCAAGGCAAAAUAUGAAAAGACUGUGUACCCUGUGGCUAUAAAAAUCACAGAAAUCAAAAAGAGAUGCACUGAAGAAAACAAAGAACUACAGGAGGUGUAUAUGAUGCAGAAAGUUUCUGGACACAGAAACACUGUUGAAUAUUAUAGUUCCAUGAUCUAUGCCACUCCAGAGUCAAGGCAGUUAUGGUGCGUUAUGGAAUAUUGUUGUGGCGGAUCUAUAUAUGACCUGAAGAAAGUGUACAAAUCCAUCCCAGAGCAUGGAAUUCAGUACAUAUCCAGAGAAGUGCUAGAGGGCUUGAACUACCUACAUGAGAAAUGUAUUGUGCACCGUGAUAUCAAAUGUAUGAAUAUCACGCUAACCUAUCCAGCCGUAGUUAAGAUAAUUGAUUUCGGGCUGGCUGCACAGUUAAGAAGCCCAGAUGAUACAAUCAGGGGUGCCUGUGGAACAAGUUAUUGGAUGGCGCCAGAAGUUAUUGCGUGCAAAUACAAUCGAUACUGCACAUAUGGCUUAAAGUGUGAUAUCUGGUCGUUUGGCAUUACCGCCAUAGAGAUGGCUGAAGGAAAGCCACCUUACUAUCGUGUGCCUGAUGCAGCGUCCCUCAUUUACAGAUGUGAACCGCCCAGACUAUAUGACCGAUACAAUUGGUCUGAAAGUUUUGAGGAUUUCCUAGCGCUGUGUUUGGUAAAAUCACCUGAUCGAAGACCUACGGCCAAAAUGCUUCUCAACCACAGCUUUAUAAAGCAACAACCAAUGGCUGAUAGCAUGGAAAAUUGGUUGAUGGAAUAUAUCAGCACUAUGUACUGGAAUGCUGAAUGGUACGGCCCAGAAAAUGCCCAAUAAGAUACACCUAAGAGCAGUGGCGAAUAAGGACUAUAUCGGCUAUUUAAGCUACAGUCAUGGAACAGUGGGCGUACGUUAGAUGUUCCUGAAUGGCUAGCAAAUCUUCUUAAAGGUCCUCAGGAACUGCAGCCAUAAUGAUUCCAGCAGGGGCAGCGCUGAAUGAGAAAAACUGGUAACUUCAAGUUUAGCUUUAGAAGCUGCUCGGAUGAGUAGUGAAACGUCUUCAAUGAUUACUUAACAAGUCCAGUUGCUUUAGAUUUAUACUAGAUAUUUAGUCACAUAUUUCUCCGGCUUUAGCACAGCAUGAUCCUGACAUUUUGGAAAAACACCCAAGCUAAGCUCAACUUUGCUUACCAGUGUCAACUGUUUCUCCUUCUUACAAAGGUUAUACGAUCUAACGGAUUGUGGCCACAAUGGAGCGUGCACCUGGACUUUGGAAUGAAUGUCUGCGCUGGCUUAGAAGAGACUGCCACGAAGGAACCAGCCAGCGGGUGGUGGAGGGUUUAAGGAUUCUGACAUCCUUGGGAACUAAGUUCCCUGCCAAGUUUUGUAAAUAUGUCUGUAACACUUAAAUAAAGUUGUAAUUUAUUUUGUC